CGAAAAUCAGAAUCAUCAUUUCUUCCUCCAGUGGCAAUGUCCUCACUAGCUAUCAAAGCUCGAGCCAAAGCCAACCCACUCCUAACAUGGCGAGCCCUCCGUUUCCGCACCAUCUGCAGCGGCGGUCUCGGUUUCGCCACGUCUGAGUCCGACCCACCUUACCCACCAGUGGCAGGGACCAAGUUUCUUGAGUCAUUUAAAGAAGAGUUCGAAAUUGGAUCCAGGGUAAUUUCACUUGAAACCGGUAAAAUUGCUCGUUUUGCUAAUGGGGCUGUCGUUUUGGGCAUGGAAGAGACCAAAGUUUUGUCCACUAUUGCCGCCGGUAAAGGCGACGCUGUUCGAGAUUUUUUACCCCUCACUGUUGAUUAUCAAGAGAAGCAAUUUGCUCAAGGUGUCAUUCCAAAUACAUUCAUGCGGAGGGAGGGUGCUCCAAAAGAACGUGAACUUUUGUGUGGUCGCCUCAUUGAUAGGCCCAUACGGCCUCUUUUUCCUGCUGGUUUUUACCAUGAGAUCCAGGUAAUGGCAAGUGUUCUUUCUUCUGAUGGAAAACAAGAUCCAGAUGUGAUGGCAGCUAAUGCGACAUCUGCUGCUCUUAUGUUAUCAGAUAUUCCAUGGGGUGGACCCAUUGGAGUUGUGCGAAUUGGGAGAAUUUGUGGGCAGUUUAUUGUUAAUCCAACUAUGGAUGAGCUUAGUUUAAGUGAUCUCAACUUGGUAUAUGCCUGUACAAGGGACAAAACCUUGAUGAUAGAUGUUCAAGCUCGUGAAAUCUCCGAAAAAGAUUUAGAAGCUGGUUUAAGACUGGCUCAUCCAGAAGCUGUUAAAUAUCUUGAACCUCAAAUCAGACUGGCUGCGAGAGCUGGCAAACAAAAGAAGGAAUACAAAUUGUCUAUGGUCUCAGAACAAACUUUUGAAAAAGUCAGAAACCUGGCAGAAGAACCAAUAGAAGCUAUUUUUACUGAUCCUUCCUAUGGCAAGUUUGAACGUGGAGAGGCUCUAGAGAAGAUAGCACAAGAUGUAAAAAACGCACUUGAAGAAGAAUGUGAUGAAGAAAGCUUAAAAGUUCUGCCAAAGGUUGUAGACACGGUCAGGAAAGAGGUUGUUCGCAAAAAGAUUAUUUCUGAAGGAUCUAGAGUUGAUGGGAGACAUCUUGAUGAAGUUAGGCCAAUAUACUGUGAAGCUGGCCAUUUGCCUAUAUUGCAUGGAUCUGCUCUUUUUAACCGUGGAGAUACUCAGGUUCUGUGUACUGUCACACUUGGAGCACCUCAGGAUGCACAACGCUUGGACUCCUUGGUUGGUCCCCCAACAAAGCGCUUCAUGCUUCACUAUAGUUUUCCACCAUUUUGUAUCAAUGAAAUCGGUAAACGAGCAGGCCUGAACAGACGUGAAGUAGGGCAUGGAACUCUUGCGGAGAAAGCUCUUCUUGCUGUGUUACCUCCUGAAGAUUGUUUCCCAUAUACCGUUCGCAUCAAUUCCGAAGUCAUGGCUUCAGAUGGUUCAACGUCAAUGGCAACUGUUUGUGGAGGCAGUUUGGCGUUGAUGGAUGCUGGCAUUCCAUUACGAGAACAUGUUGCAGGUGUUUCAGUGGGUCUUGUUACUGAUGUUGACCCUGCAACUGGUGAAAUUAGGGACCAUCGUAUAUUAACUGAUAUUUUGGGUCUGGAAGAUCAUCUGGGAGACAUGGACUUCAAGAUUGCUGGAACAAGGAAUGGAGUUACAGCAAUUCAAUUGGAUAUAAAACCUGCUGGAAUUCCGUUAGAUAUAAUAUGUGACUGUUUAGAGCCUGCCCGUAAAGGUCGCCUUCAAAUCCUUGAUCACAUGGAGCGAGAGAUUAGUGCACCUCGAACUCAAGAUGAUAGAAAUUCUCCUCGACUAGUUACCCUGAAGUUCACCAAUGAUGCUAUUCGGAAAUUCAUUGGGCCUCUAGGUUCUGUUAAAAGAAAAAUUGAAGAGGAAACAGGGGCACGGAUCUCUGUAGGCGAUGGAACAAUUACUAUAGUUGCUAAGAAUCAGGCUGUGAUGGAGAAAGUGCAAGAUAAGGUUGAUUUCAUAGUUGGCCGUGAAAUUGAAGUUGGAGGAAUCUAUAAAGGCAUUGUGACAUCAGUCAAAGAAUAUGGUGCCUUUGUGGAGUUCAAUGGUGGACAGCAAGGCCUGCUACACAUUUCUGAGUUGUCACAUGAACCGGUGUCUCGGGUUUCAGACGUGGUGUCUGUCGGCCAGCAAAUUUCUUUGAUGUGCAUAGGGCAAGAUGUUCGUGGUAAUAUCAAAUUAUCUCGUAAAGCAACUUUACCUCAGCCUGGAUCUAAGACAAAAAUUGCAGUUGAAGGAUCUGCUCCUGUUAGUAAAGAAGCACCUAACGUUUGGGUAUCACUUGAGAAUGUGUCUAAUGGAGAACAGCAGACAUCUACUGUAGAGGAGUUGCCUCUGAGAAAAAAUGAGGAUGCUGAAGCAAAUCCUUUUGCCUCUUCAGCACCAGCUGUAGUAAUUCGAAGUGCUGCUGAGUGUGAUGAGGAAGAAAAAUCUGCUGGUUUGAGUAAGACUGCCAAAAGUGCACCUAAACGAAUGGGCAUUUUGAAAAGGAAUAAUAAGCUGAAAACAGUCCAACCUUCCAAUAACAAGCCUGAUUCAACACUCAGCAGUCUGUUGUCAAAUUCCUUGUCUCUAAUGGGAAGGGAGAAAGAAUUUAUUAGUGAAGAUGAAGGUGAGAAUAAUCUGAGUAAUCAGAAGGACAAGGAAACUGAUGAUAAGACUCCUAUGACACCUCAAAAGCUAAAGUUAGGAACUAAGGUUACUGCCAAGGUUUAUCAAAUUCGUGCACGUGGUUUGGUUCUUGAUUUGGGUGGUGGAAUUCGUGGCAUGUAUAGGUUUGAGCCCAAUGGUGAGAAGGACUUCAAUGUAGGUGAUGAGUUGCCAGUCCAAUGUUCAAGUUUUACAUCUAAAGGUAUCCCUGUCAUGUCUUUGGUGGAUGAGGAAUGAUAGCACAUUGACAGUCCAUUCUGAGAAUAAUGUCAAGUAGAUGGCCUUGCGGAUUGUGGUUGAAUGAUAUUCUUGUUCCAGUGACUGAGCAUUGUCGAAUUCUUGACACAGUUUUUUGGUGAACAAGGUUGCACGGAGAAGGCAGGUGCAUCUUUAUAAUCUGAUUCAAAGAUAUAAAUUUAUCUGCAAUUGUUCGAGGAAGCUUUUGCAACCUGCCUAAUCUAUGGAAAUGUCGAGAACGCUGACACCUAAUGGCAAGCUAGCUGUUCAAGCAAGGCUUAACUUUUGCCACUGGACAAACAAUCAUACCUUUCUUUAACCUCAGAGAUUUUGAUAGUUGGAUGGCCUCUUAGUUUCUUACUGUAUUUUGUAAAUUCGAACAUUCCAUUUAUCGAUAAUAAAUCCCGGUAUUUGAAGAAAUAGGGAGGAACUAGCUGCUGUAAAUUUUCUACUGACCUUGCUCUUAACCAGUUUAGGUUCAUUGAUUCUGCAAUAGAAUAGAAUCCUUGAUUGAUAAUAUAUGAUAUUAUAUAUCAAGUAUAGCAAUGGUUGUAACUUGAAGUCUCCAAUGUAAUUGAUUUUUCCAUUUGUACAAUUAGAAUAUAUACCACUGACAUUUGGAAGUA
Molecule: messenger RNA, 3599 nt
Organism: Theobroma cacao (cacao)
Lineage: Eukaryota; Viridiplantae; Streptophyta; Magnoliopsida; Malvales; Malvaceae
Product: polyribonucleotide nucleotidyltransferase
Biological process (GO): mitochondrial RNA 3'-end processing; mitochondrial mRNA catabolic process
Cellular component (GO): chloroplast stroma; mitochondrion; cytosol
Molecular function (GO): RNA binding; 3'-5'-RNA exonuclease activity; polyribonucleotide nucleotidyltransferase activity
Source: RefSeq, a predicted model, not a curated record